Messenger RNA from Cooperia oncophora, 411 nucleotides. NCBI's taxonomy places the organism in Eukaryota, Metazoa, Nematoda, Chromadorea, Rhabditida, Trichostrongylidae. The record is from the annotation of a GenBank genome assembly.
AUGGUUGGUAUGAAGAAGGAAAUGGUGCAAUCAAACAAUCCAGCCGAUCCAUUCGAAAAUCCGAAGCCUUCAUCGUCUAAUCCUGGCUCUAAUACGUCGUAUUCAUCCUGUUCACCACCGGAACCACUGUAUCGCAUCCCAGCUAUUGUACGAAACGAUAACUAUCAACAGACAAAUCCAAUUACGGUCUACGGUAGCAACACAACAAACUUUGACUUUCACAGUAACGCUCAGAUGAUCCUGAAGGCGAAGAUUGACGUGCUUUUUGAUAUGGUAAGAGAUCAAUUUAUUUGUUCUUGUGUUGUGUCGGUCCUUGUCACUUACCGUACUCUGCGACUUUUGAGUAUUUGCUUCAACGUUCUUGGCAAACAUCAAAAUCGUAACUCGAGGGUGGUAAUUCACCGCGUGUAA